This is a messenger RNA of Budorcas taxicolor (takin), 2871 nucleotides long. It is a transcript of the gene CRACDL, whose product is annotated as CRACD like. The transcript has 10 exons. The record is from RefSeq and is a predicted model, not a curated record. The coding region runs from base 1 to 2871 and encodes 956 amino acids. Lineage: Eukaryota; Metazoa; Chordata; Mammalia; Artiodactyla; Bovidae.
AUGAAAGUGCCGAAGGCCCCCUCCAUAUUCACGAAGAUGGCUGCCUUUUACCAGUGCAUCAAGCCUGAGCCCAGUGAGCUGGACAUGAUUUCCACGAGGGUGAUGGACAUUAAGCUUCGGGAGGCUGCAGAAGGCCUUGGGGAGGACAGCACAGGAAAGAAAAAGUCCAAAUUCAAAACGUUUAAGAAGUUCUUUGGGAAGAAGAAGAGAAAGGAGUCGUCUUCUUCCACAGGAAGUAGCACCUGGAAGCAAAGUCAGGCGAAGAACGAGGUCAUGGCCAUUGAGUCAGGACCAGUGGGCUACGACUCAGAGGACGAGCUGGAGGACUCGAGGGGCGCGCUGGGAAGCCGGGCCCUCUCCCACGACAGUAUUUUCAUCCCCGAAUCGGGGCAGGACCCUCCUCGGCCGGUGCGGGUGUUUUCCCAAGAAAACGUGUGUGACCGGAUUAAAGCUCUGCAGUUAAAAAUACAGUGUAAUGUGAAAAUGGGGCCGCCGCCUCCUCCUGGGAGCCUUCCAAUCAAGCGGGGAGAUGAUGCCGGCAUGAGCUCUGAGGAUGAUGGUCUGCCCAGGAGCCCCCCCGAGAUGUCCCUGCUUCAUGACAUUGGUUCCAGCACUACCAUAAAGGUCUGUGUGGUUUCCUCAUCCCGGCCGCAGUCUCCAGACCAGCUCUUCUCCAGGCAAGCGAGCGAAACUUCCGCCUCCCCUAGGACCUCGGACAGCAGCAUGGUGCCCGUGGCUGACUUCGAUUACCCCCCAGAGUUCUCCUCCUGCCUGGACAACUCUGCGGCCAAGCACAAGCUCCUCGUCAAGCCCCGCAACCAGAGGUCCAGCAAGAUGAGGCGGCUGUCCUCGAGAGCACAGUCAGAAUCUCUGAGCGAUCUGACCUGCACCCCAGAGGAGGAAGAAGUCGAUGAGAAACCGCCACUCCAAGUCAGCAGGGAGGAGCAGCCCAGUUCUGGGCAGCAGGAGGCAGGUCAGGACGGAGGCUCUGAGCCAGAGGGGCCCGCCCCUGUGUUGCCACCCGUGGGGCCCCGUGUGAGGCGGGCGCGCCUGCAGCACUGCCCAGCGCUCACUGCCAGCACCGAGGAGGAGAGCCCCCCAGGGGAGAACUCCUCCAGCCGCCCGGCCACCCCAGAGGACACCCCGCAGGGCACACUGGAAGCCACCCUGGAGGUCAUGGAGGUCACAGAGCCCCUGUCAGGCCGAACUCCCCACUCGGAGUCCCCAUCUCGCCCAGAAGACUCCCCAGACCCUAAUCCCAACAGCGAGAACCAGAGGGAGGACCUGUCCUCGGAAAGCGCGUGUCCCCCAGGUGGGGACACAGCGGAUGAGGCGAUUUGUGCGUCGGGAGACAACGUCGAGGGUCGACUGUCUCCCUGCGUCCCCGAGGGGGACACGACCCCUCCUGAGCCAGGCCCAGCCGCCACCCAGGAGACGCCCCCUGGUCUGGACGGAACAGACAAGGCCGGCCGGAAGGAGCCGCUGCCGGCGCUGGACUUGCCGACGCCAGAGGGUGCAGGGCCGGAAAGUCCGGCCGCGGCCCCCAGCCCGCCGCCCCCCAAGAGCUGCUUGAAGCACAAGGCCCCCUCGCCACCCGCCUCCGAGGCGCCUCCCCAGGCGCCCGCGCCCCGAUCCCCGGAGCAGGGACCCGCCCCCCCGGGGCCCCCAAAGACCGAGCGGGCGGGGUCCCCCUCGGGGGCCCCGGAGCGCAAGACAGAGCGCGGAGGCUGCGAGGCGCGCGGGGCCGCCAAGAAGUUCUCGGUGUCGUCUGGCCGCGAGUGGCCGCGCGCGGGAGGCCGCCUGCUGGAGCCCCGUGGCCCCGCCGUCCGGCUGCCGCUUCUCCGGAGCGGCCCGGCCUGGAAAAGCGAGGCCGCCCUCGACGACCUCCCGGCGCCCCCCGAGUCCCAGGGCCCCAAGCCCGGCCCUCGGAAGCCGCAUGCCCCUGCCGAGCGCGGCUCUCCGGACACGGCCGACCCGGCUGCCCAGGAGCGGGCGGCAGGCGGGGAAGGAGGCCCGUUCCCCGUCAAGCUGCGCUCCACGUCUCUGUCCUUCAAACGCAGAGAAGCUCCCUGCCCGGAGGGGAAGGCCAUCAAGAGGUACAGUGCGGAGGUCAGGCUGGAGAGAGGAGGGCUGAGCUUGCUGUCCAGGGACGACAAGGGACCUCCGGGGAGCGGCCCCUCCACCCGAGGCGCCAGGCCCCCCAGUGAGCCGGGGAAGGCCAAGACCCUGCCCACGGAGCAGCUCAGUUCCAAGCCGCCCCUGCCCAGGAAGCCCUUGCUACAGACCCUCACCCUCCCGCAGCUGCCGGCGCCCCCUGAGACCAGCUCUGGGGACCCCGAGAAGGUGGGGCUGCCCAUGGAUCCUCGGAAGGAGAGCCGGGCUGAGAGGAGGUCACCGCACAGGGCAGUUGAGAAGGUAGCAGGGCCUGGAACCAACAGCCAGCCCGUGCCUCCCUGGAUCACCGUGGGGCGCCAGAAGCGCCGGGGACCUCUGGAGCAGCCCCCCAGCCAGGAAGACAAACCUGCGGCCCGGACCUUGAAGUCUGACACAGGAAGGCCCGCCAAGGUACCCGAGAAAACCCAGGAGCCCGUGAAGCAUGCCGACUUUGUCCGCAGCAAGUCGUUCCUGCUGGCCCCGGCCAAGCCUCCUGCGGACCAGAGGCCGGGGGCAAAGCUCCGCCUCCAGGAGGGCCUGCAAAGAGGAGUCUCCUUGUCCCAUCAGAAUUUGGCAGCCCCGUCGGCAGUGAUGAUGGAGAAAGAAUUGCAUCAGCUGAAGCGAGCCAGCUGCAGCAGCACAGAUCAGCCCUCCUGGAUGGAGCUGGCCAGAAAGAAAUCGCAAGCUUGGAGUGACAUGCCCCAAAUUAUAAAAUAG